Molecule: messenger RNA, 2382 nt
Organism: Rotaria sp. Silwood2
Lineage: Eukaryota; Metazoa; Rotifera; Eurotatoria; Philodinida; Philodinidae
Source: the annotation of a GenBank genome assembly
AUGGAUAAGCAAGAAUUUAUAGCUGCUCAUCCUGAAUAUGGAUAUAAUGGAACAAUAGAUGAAUUAUAUAAAAAUGAAUUUUCAAAUCAUUAUCCUUCAGAUCGAAUAUAUCUUGAUCAUGCCGGUACAACAUUGUAUACUCAAUCACAAUUAGAUGCACAUUUUAAUCAACUUCGUACAUUAACAUUAAAUAAUCCACAUAGUGAACAAGAAGAUUCAAAAUCAUUAUUAUUAAUUCAAGAAUGUAUUGAAUUAAUUUUAUCAAUAUUUGAUACAUCAAGUCGUUAUUAUUCAAUUAUAUUUACAUUAAAUACAACUCAUGCAUGUCAAUUAUUAUCAUCAUUAUUUCCGUUUUCAUUAAAAUCUGAAUAUGCGUAUAUGAUUGAUAGUCAUAAUAGUCUUAUCGGUAUUCGACAACAAGUUAAACUAAAAGGUGGUUCAUUUUCAAUAAUUGAUUAUCCUUCAAAAAUUUAUAAUCAAGAAAAUAAUUCAGAUAAAGAUUGGUCUUUUCGUUGUGCUUGUCGUUCAUCAUCAUGUCUAUCAUCUGAUAUAGAAUCAAAUGUUCCAUAUUAUUGUCUAUUUGCAACACCAGCAGAAAAUAAUUUUAAUGGACUUCGACCACCACUUGAUAAACUUUUAGGGCCAUUUAUAAAUGCACGAGAAAAUCAAAUUGAAAAUUUUCUUAUACCAAUACAUCGAUAUCCAUCGAAAGACUGUCAUUGGUUAACAUUAGUUGAUUGUGCAAAAUAUUUAUCAACAAAAUCAUUUUCACUAUCAUUGUAUCCAGUUGAUUUUGUUGUUUUAUCAUUUUAUAAAAUUUUUGGUUAUCCAACCGGUUUAGGUGCAUUAAUUAUACGAAAUGAAUCAUUAAAAAUACUUAAUAAAGAAAAUUAUUUUGGUGGUGGUAGUGUAGAAUAUAUAUCACCCUAUGAUGAUUCACGUGUUGAAUAUAAAUCUGGUAUUAAUGCAUUUAUUCAUGGAACAAUACCAUUUACAACAAUUCUUUCAAUUUAUGAUGGUUUUCAAUUAAUAAUAAAUAAAUUAUCAUAUAAACAUAUAUCAUUACAUACACAAUGUUUAAUUGAUUAUUGUAGAAAUGAAAUGUUAAAAUUAACUUAUUCAAAUGGACAAAUUCUUUGUUUAUUUUAUGAUGUAAGAAAUAAUUUCAUAUAUGAAAAUGGUUAUUCAUAUGGACCAAUUUUAAAUUUUAAUUUAUAUAAUAUACAUGGACAAUUUCUUUCUUGUCGUUUAAUUCAACGAAUUGCUGCUGAUCAUAAUAUUAUUUUAAGAGUUGGAACAUUUUGUGCACCAGGUGCAAGUCAAGCUUAUCUUGUCGGAAUAGAACCAGUGAUUCAAUCAUUGGAUGGAGAAAUUCAACAAAUAACUGUUCAUAUUUGUCAUGGAGGGACUUAUACUUAUCAAUACAAUACUAUUUGGUAUAAUGAUGAAACAAUUUGUAAAAAUGGUCAACCAAUGUUGGUUUAUCACUGGGCAUCAUAUUCAUCAUUAACUCCGUAUCAAAUAGAUGAUAAUCAUGGUUUUCAAUUGGAUAAAUCAGCAUUAAUUAUACUUACUGUUACUUAUUUUAAAGAACAACAAUUGAAUAAUGAUCAAUCAGGAGUUGUUCUUAAUAUUUCAACUGUAAUGCCACAAUUCUACAUGGGCACAAUAGUUGCUGGGAGUCAAAAACGACAAAAACGUUUUUCAUGUCGUAUAUCAAAUUACCCACGUUUAUUAUAUGGUAUACAACCAUUAUUUCCAAAAACUGAUAAUGCAUGGUGGCGUAUCUAUAUGAUACGUACUCGUAUGUUUGGUCAAAAACUAGUCGAAUCUAUAUUUAAUUCAUUAAUGUUAUCAGAUCAAAAUGAAACUAAUAUUGAAGUAAUAUCAGGAGAUAUAUUUUUAAGACCAGGAGAUUAUUUAAUUAUUGAAUGUGCACCAAGUUUAGAAUCAUCUUGUAAAUUUUUAAUUUAUUAUAAAUAUAAAAAUAUUCAAUUAAAAGAUUUUAUUGAAAUUGAUCAUACAUGUCAAAAUAAUGAUUAUCCAAAUUUAUUUGAAUCAAUACCAUCAAGAACAUUAUUUGAAACAGAACAACUUCAAUCAUCUGUAUCAAGUAUGGAUACAACAAAAAUCUCUUUUUUGAUUGGUAUUUUAUUAUUUGCUACUUGGAUAUCAAUAAUUUUUGGUUGUGUGAUUAUGCGUCGUGCUCGUGGAUUAGUUAAUUAUCGUACAGAACCAUCAAGUCCGAUUUCAACUCAAUCUACAAAACCAAAUUUUGUUCAACGACGUCCUGCUAAUGAUCAAAAUGAACAACAAAGAUUGAUUGCUGCCGGUGAUCGUACAGCUCAAUUGGAUAUUGAGCAUAUGGGUUUAAUGAGUUGA